Saccostrea cuccullata (small rock oyster) is the source of this 532-nucleotide messenger RNA. RefSeq lists its product as uncharacterized. The record is from RefSeq and is a predicted model, not a curated record. Bases 3 to 398 code for a protein of 131 amino acids. The transcript has 2 exons. NCBI's taxonomy places the organism in Eukaryota, Metazoa, Mollusca, Bivalvia, Ostreida, Ostreidae.
ACAUGAUUAUUGGAAUAUGCAUUUUUGAAGCUUUUCUGAUUGUUAUUGGAGUACUAAUUGUAAAGCGAUAUCGUUCAAGAGCACCAAAAGAGCAUAUUCUUCAUAAAGAACCGGCUGGUAUUGGUGAUUUAGUUACUCCCUCGACAGAGAAAGGAGCUGGUAUUGCUUUCGAUUUGGCGCCUCUUGAGUAUACCAUGCCAAGUAACGUCAACAAAAAUGACGAAGCUGUGUACGUAGAAAGUCCCGAUAAUAUCUAUGAUAGCACACUGAUCCGUAGACCCCACGUUUUCCAGCAAAACAACAUUUAUCAGACAAAUGAAGGCAUCUACAACGUAACGUUUGCAAAAAGAGAUCAUGACAUUAACAACGACUCAAAUCCAUACCAAUCUUGUGAAUAAACAACAUCCCAUGAAAGGAAUGAAAAAAUUAGUAAAAAAUCACGAACUAAACAUUUUAAUGAUAAGUAAAGCUACAGAAAAACAAGAGAACCAGAUAUCAAAGAGUUUAUCAAAGAUUUCCGAAGAUGACUUGU